AUUUCGGUGAUAAAGCAGUAGUCACUGAAGUAUUAUUGUAUAUGUAUAAAUAAUACACUGGGUAGUUAUGACUGGAACAUGUUCUAUUUCAACCCGGUUGUUUACAUAGCCGGCAUAACAGUAGUGGUGUUACAUCACAAAAGGUCCGUCGUGCAUCUGGCGCGUCAUAUCCGUUCUCAGCACGUUACAGUCACCUUCAUGCCCAACAAGUUUUUCCACUAAUAUGUAAAUCGAAUUAAACUUAGAAGCGAUUUCAAUGAGACAUUUCGGGAAGAGUGAUGUCUCGACUGGCCAAGAAAUCACAAGCUGUUUGCACGGACCUGCCCUUGGACACGAGUGACAUCUUGGACAAAGUUAAUCUUCUGGGUCAGCUUUUUAGAUCUUGUUUUGGUCCUUCGGGGAGACUAAAACACAUCCACAACAACAUCGGAGGGCAAGUUGUGACCACGUCAACGUCAUCACUUCUACUUUCAUCCAUUUCCUCAUCACAACCGCUCCUAAAUCUCAUUUUAGCCUCCGUUCGCAAUCACGUCUGUCGUUUCAGUGACUGCGGCUUGUUCGCAGCCAUAGUUUGUGUUGCUCUUAUUGAGGGAGUCAAACAGCUUGACCUUAAAGGAAAGGUGACCACCGGUGUGUACAAACACCUGUUGGGUCUGUGCAUUAGUUACCUCCAACAAGAAGACUGCGGCUGUAAAGUGAGGCUCGAUUUUUGCAGCAGCGAUGACUUGAUCACGUUGGCUCGCAGUGUUCUCUGCAGCAAACCCGCCUGUAGACUAACAGAGCAUGAAGCCCUUCACAUCAGCAGGUUAGCAGUGCAAGCAUUUUUACUCACAGUACCUUCCCACAGCAAUGGCGUAGUAACUCUAGGCACGACCCUGAUUGUGUCCAUUGAUGGCCUUCCUGUGAUGGACUCUGCAGUGUUUCCAGGCAUAUUAGUAGACAUGCCGAAUGACUAUGAGUACUCAGAAAUGAGGACUCCCCCUGCUAUUCCCAUGCGAAUGGUAUUGUUCAGUACAUCCCUCGCUGGAGAUCUUUCCGAAGUAGGAGAUGGAACAAUUGAGGUGCACCGCGGUGCAGACAUGGACUCUGACAUCCUGAAUCAGCUCCUUGGGAUUGGCAAACGGGCAAUGGAAGAUGGUGUUAAGAUAUUCAUGUGCCAGAAGGUUAUCCACCCGGUCUUGCAGCAAUACCUAAGGAGUCUCGGCAUCAUAGUCAUAGAGCGAGUGGGGAUUAAUCUCAUGCAGCCUCUUACGCAACUCACAGGGUCCCAACCAGUGGCAACGUUGCACACGAUAAUCCCUCCUCAAGCCUAUGGAAAGGUGGCGAUUACCACUUCUAGACAGUUUGGAUCCAAGACAAUGCUGCAUUUAUAUCCGUCGGAGGAGUCGGUGAUCUGCUCCACAGUCCUCUGUCACAGGAACGAGACCAUGUUAAAUGAAUUGAAGGUGGCGUGCCAGAAGACGGAGCAUGUUUUGCGUCUCGCCCUGAAGGAACCGUUUGCUUUGCUCGGAGGUGGGUGCACAGAGACCCACUUAGCUGCGUACAUCAGACAACAGUGUGACGCAGCUGGAAGUGCAUCAAUGCUCGGCUGCUCAAAGGCAGAAUACCUGCUUGGAGUGGAGGCGUUCUGCAGCGCUCUCGAUUCGGCGGCUGCAUCGCUACAGCACGACAGUGAGAGUUCUCUCAUUGAUCUGACUUGCGCUCACCAUUGGACUCUCCCAGAGGACGCCGAGGCUUGCUUCAACAGCUGUGGCUGCGGACUGAUGAAAAGUGACCAAAGUCCAAUGUGGAGCCACUUGAACACUAAAUACCCAGUGUUCUCCCCGGGGUCACUGUCUGGAGGCGAUAAGGUGAAGCCACGCGUGCUCGACUCUUUCACAGCAAAGCUCAACGCUUUACAAGUUGCGGUAGAAACCGCAAAUGUUGUCCUCGAUGUGCGAUAUAUAAUACAAGAUAAGAACUAACUCAAAAGGGCAAGAGCGGUUUGCGACAAGCAUAUUGUGGUGAUGUUAUGAGUUUUUUGACAUUUAAAACAGUUCAUUGUGGUCUACAUCAGUGGUCCCCAACCUUUUUUUAGCUGUGGACCGGUCAACGCUUGAAAAUUUGUCCGCGGACCUGGGGGGGAUUUUUUUUUUUUUUUU
Nerophis lumbriciformis (worm pipefish) is the source of this 2141-nucleotide messenger RNA. The record is from RefSeq and is a predicted model, not a curated record. Lineage: Eukaryota; Metazoa; Chordata; Actinopteri; Syngnathiformes; Syngnathidae.